AUGGACUCUUUUUUCUUCCUGUUACAAUCAGAAAUAGCAAUACCUUUUUUUCGAAUCCCUAUCUCUUUCCUGCAUACGGUUUCGGUUCCGUUCCGUCAGAAAGAAGGGAAGCGACCAGUUGGAUCAAGAAUGACUUCCACAUCCAUCAAUGUUGGUCUGAAUGACAACACUCGCGCGUCAAGCCGGGUGCUCCGUCCUCCUGGUGGCGGCCACACUGAUAUCUUUGGUGGGGAACCUGAACCUCAGCCUCCUACUCCGAGACGCGGAGGUCCACCCCCUUCCGGCAUUGGUGCCGUUGUAGCUCAAGAGGAGACAAAGCCUACAAACGGACAGGCUACAGAAACGCCCAGCCAGAACGGUCAAAAUGGUCAAAGCACUCCACCAGAGCCUGCUCCAGAACCCAAACAAAACAGUCCAGUAAAGCCUGAACCAGCUGCCCAACCUCCACCCAAGGUAGAGGCUCCCAAACGCGUACGUGUACCGCCAGGAGGUUUCUCCUCAGGGCUCUGGUAA
Messenger RNA from Arctia plantaginis, 513 nucleotides. The record is from the annotation of a GenBank genome assembly. NCBI's taxonomy places the organism in Eukaryota, Metazoa, Arthropoda, Insecta, Lepidoptera, Erebidae.